Messenger RNA from Bemisia tabaci, 767 nucleotides. The record is from RefSeq and is a predicted model, not a curated record. NCBI's taxonomy places the organism in Eukaryota, Metazoa, Arthropoda, Insecta, Hemiptera, Aleyrodidae.
AAUAAUCAGUCUGGAGCACUCUUGAGGUUGAGGAUGAUCGGCGUGCCGGUGGUUUCUCUCCGGAGCCACAGGCCACAGGUAGUUGGGUCGGCAGGUUGGGCUGGUGAUGGUGAAGAAGUUGGCCGGUUCCCGUCGUACGGCAUGGGAAUGGGACGGCAUGGCGGGCGGCGUGGCGCAGCGUUCAUCGCUCCUGUUCUCGCGCCAAGUUGCAUCGUCGCGCGCGGCCAAGCCAGUCAUCAGUCUCAGUCUCCGCCAGGACGCGAAACCGCGAGCAUCCGCCAGCCGUCGUUUUCCCGCUUUCCCGCCUCGCUGUGCGCCCGACCGAAUUCCAGGAUUACGCGAUUGUGUCAGUGUUUUCCAGCCCGAUUCGGAAUUAAUUUUCGCCACGUUGUCCCAGUCAGGGAUCGCUCUGAUUGUGAGAAAGCCUUUCCUCGUCGAGGUAUCAGUGUUUCCACCAUCGUGAGUCGGGAUUUUUCCCGCACCUUUGUUCUCGUCGAGAUAUUCACCGCGACAGUAGCAGCGCUUCGCUAUGUCUGCGGAGUGUGUCCAACCGUCUUCGUGAGCCAGUGAAUUGACCCGGAAGUUAGUGGAUCCUAGUCCGGGGUAAUCCUUCAUGACUCAGAGUGUAAACGUGACAUGUGCACAGUUCUCCCGACAGUCGUCAUCGACCGCGAAUUCGGGAGGUGGUUCGUGAAUCAGUGACCCCCCUCGAUGCCAAGUGCGAAAGACACGGACACGUUCCGGGCAACACCCCGCGGCCGGGUGGA